Molecule: messenger RNA, 5067 nt
Organism: Plutella xylostella (diamondback moth)
Lineage: Eukaryota; Metazoa; Arthropoda; Insecta; Lepidoptera; Plutellidae
Source: RefSeq, a predicted model, not a curated record
UUGUUGACUGCGAGCCGGCGGAGCGCCCGGUGCCGCGAGUGAGGCCCGCGCGUCUAGCGAGACAAUGAGCUCGCCGUGACCUUGCGGCGCGGGGGGGCGGUGACGCCAUCGCCCGGCGCGCCGGCUUUCGGGUGCGAUCCUUCGACCACGGCACCGCGUAAUCGGCGGUCAGCGUGAAUUCGGCGUUUCGGUCGAAUCGAAAAUACCAUAGCACGGGAGUGGGCGGCGCCGCGACGCCGGGACUCGCUCAUUCCGCGCAGCGCCGCCAGCGCCGACGCGUCCGAACGACCGACCGACCGCCGCCGAGCGACGAGACAUGCGCGCGCGCAGACAUGGGCAACGUGCAGUGCUGCGCCAGCGGACGCUUCCACCGCGACAAGAUACCCACCAAGACUAACAAGAAGAACAAGAAGCAGGCCAAGUUGAAGCAGACUAGUGAUAAGACGAACAGUGUUGGUGGUGGUAAGGACGAGAGUGUGCAGAAAGUGGCCAUCGUGGCGGAGGAGGCGCAGGGCGCGGGGGGCGCGGGGGACGGGGCGCGCGCCCCCGAGCCCCCGGCCGGGGACCCACCAGGGGCUGAAGCCACGGAGACUGACGGCCGACCACGGAACGAGAGCAUAUCGGCUGCGCGGGAAAGAUUCUUCAAUGGGCAACAGGUACGUUCCGAGGAGUCUCUUCUUGCGCCUGAAAAGACAACGAAGAUUGCACGAUGGAUCCCAGACUUUCAUCAGGAUGGCAACAACAGCUUGAAACAAAACGGCAGUGCCAUCAUGGAGAAUCUCAAAAAGAACAGUCUUCUGUCAAGACAAAAUCAAACACAAGUGACGAGCUCAUCAACACAACAGAUGGUGUCGAGUACGACGUCCAGUAGCGCGCAGGCCUCGAGCCAGCGCGUGCAGAGCUCGUCGCAACGGCUGCAGCACAUGGCCACCUCCGAGAUGAAGGCCAGCUCCAUGAAGUCAGACCUCACGGAGCUCAAGAGCAGCAUCUCCGAGAUGAAGACUGCACUCAACUUCGGACAAAGACUGAGGAGUUCGAUGGAGAACAUAGUGGACCAGGACGAGUUGGGGGAGCGGCACCUGCCGGACAUCCACGACCUGAGCGAGAUGAGCGACAUGGGCGACAUGAGCGACAUGGGGGAGCUGGGCGGGGAGGGUCCCGUAGUCACCUUCCCGCCGAGCGAGUCGGAUACGCCGCCGCCGAUGAGCGAGCGGCCGCUGCUGUCUGCCAGCGCGGGUUCCGUCGGGUCGAGUUCGGCUAAUGAGUUGAAGUACAGCGCGGCGCGGGUGACGUCGGCGAGCUCGACGCGGGUGGUGGCGGACGGGUUCAGCGCGUCCAGCUCGGCGGCCAACAGCGCGCGCAUGCGGCGCCUGCAACACGGCGACGUGCAGUACUCGGAGCGCUCCGCCGCCGGCUCCUCGCACCGCCUGCUGCAGGCCGAGGGCUUGACCGCGGAGAAGAACGCCGCGUUCCUACAAGAGCAGCGUUCGUUGAAGGCUGGUGAAGUGACGGCACAAGAAGCGAACAACAUGUCGGCUUCAAGUUCAAGGCUGCAGACGGAGGCUUUCAGUGCGGAGAAGAAGGCGAUGGCGACGGCGCAGGCGCGGCAGACCGUCACCUCGUCGGGCAUGUUCAGUCACAAGGAACACUCCAGCGUCGCUCACUCCAACAUGACCAUCUCAAGCAAGAACAUGUCCAGCAAAUCCACUAUGCUUUCAUCACAGAUGAGCCAAAUGCUGAAUGGCACUGUUAAGCCUGGUGAUGAAGACCUAACCAAUUUGACCUUUGAAGACUUGGACAGACUGGAUUCGAAUUCAAAUCAAAAAGAUGUUGAGACAGCUAUUCAAAAAUAUUCCACACGCAUGGACGCUUUCAUCAGAUCUAUCAAAAAUAAUCAAAUAGACAUGAAAAGUGCAUCUGGACAAUUUAACAAAUUAAAUGACAUGAUAAGAAAGGCAUGGGCUGUACAAACAUACGGACAUGAGCUGGGAUAUUCUUUGUGCAAUGCGUUACGAACAUCUGGGGGACUCGACAUCCUGAUGUCGAAUUGUUUACUGACGAGCAACCCAGAGUUACAGUUCUCAUCAGCCAAAUUAUUGGAACAGUGCCUAACUACUGAAAACAGAGACUAUGUAGUUAAAAACGGAUUAGAAAAGGUCGUUAAUGUUGCCUGUGUUUGCACUAAGCACGCAAAUUCAGUGGACCAUUCGAGAAUUGGAACUGGGAUUUUAGAACACCUUUUCAAGCAUAGCGAAGGAACAUGCAGCGAUGUAAUAAAACUGGGUGGCUUGGAUGCAGUAUUAUUCGAAUGUAGAAAAAAUGACGUCGAAACAUUAAGGCACUGUGCCACAGCCUUAGCUAACCUCUCGCUUUAUGGUGGAGCUGAAAAUCAAGAAGCCAUGAUCAAGAGAAAAGUGCCCAUGUGGUUGUUCCCUCUAGCGUUUCACAAUGACGACAACAUCAAGUAUUAUGCAUGCUUAGCUAUUGCUGCUUUGGUAGCAAAUAAGGAAAUAGAAGCUGCAGUUCUAAAAUCUGGAACCUUGGAUUUGGUUGAACCUUUUGUAACAACGCAUAAUCCAUCCGAAUUUGCCAGAUCCAAUCUUGCUCAUGCUCACGGCCAAAGUAAAAACUGGCUCAAAAAACUUGUCCCAGUAUUGAGCUCAAAAAGAGAGGAAGCCAGAAAUUUAGCCGCCUUCCAUUUCUGUAUGGAAGCCGGGAUCAAACAACAGCAAGGAAAUACUGAAAUAUUCAAAGAAAUAGGAGCUAUCGAAUCAUUGAAGAAAGUAGCCAGUUGUCCAAACGCAGUAGCAUCUAAAUAUGCCGCACAAGCUUUAAGACUUAUCGGUGAAGAGGUCCCCCACAAGCUGUCUCAGCAAGUGCCCCUUUGGUCCAUAGAGGACGUUCGAGAAUGGGUGAAACAAAUAGGCUUCUCGGAAUAUGCGAAUAAUUUUGUUGACAGUCGGGUAGACGGUGACUUAUUACUACAGCUAACAGAAGAGAACCUCAAGGAAGAUAUUGGAUUACAAAAUGGAAUCAAAAGGAAAAGAUUCACGAGGGAGUUACAGCAGUUAAAGAAAAUGGCAGAUUACAGUUCCAGAGAUACGAGCAGUCUCAACGAAUUCCUACAGGCUAUCGGCCCUGAGUACACAAUCUACACGUAUUCUAUGCUGAAUGGCGGCGUCGACAAGGAGUCCUUCCGAGGCCUCAGUGACGAGCAGUUGGAGAAGGAAUGCCGUAUCGUCAACAGCAUACAUCGGUUAAGAAUUUUAAGCGCUAUCAGAGCUUACGAAAGUAAUCUGCCAAGCAAAGGAGAGGAAAACAUGGAGAAGAACUUGGACGUGUUCGUUAGUUACCGAAGAUCAAAUGGAUCUCAAUUAGCAAGUCUACUGAAAGUCCACCUGCAACUGAAAGGCUUCAGUGUCUUCAUCGAUGUAGAAAGACUGGAAGCCGGAAAGUUCGACAACAACCUUCUGCAGAGCAUUCGACAGGCAAAACAUUUCUUGCUUGUUUGCACACCGUCAGCGCUGGAUCGGUGUAAGCACGAUGUCGACCAAAAGGAUUGGGUUCACCGGGAAAUAGUAGCAGCGUUGAAUUCGCAGUGCAACAUCGUCCCUAUCCUCGACAACUUUGACUGGCCCGAACCGGAGGAACUUCCUGAAGACAUGAGGGCCGUCUGCCAUUUCAACGGAGUCCGUUGGAUUCACGACUACCAAGAUGCUUGCGUUGAGAAACUAGAAAGCUUUCUCCGCGGCAACAAGUCGAACAUAGCCAACAAGUUGGACAGCACGCUCCGCGGGCGGGGGGACGUGCAGACGCCCAGCACCGCCACCAUCGGGCGUGGGCCCCCGAGCUACACGCGCAUGGCUUCGUGCGAGAGCCGGGGCAGCGAUAAGGCGGAUUGACUAGAGCUGCCUACACACUCGUUGCCGCCUGUCAGACCACGUCGACGCCAUCAAUCGUCCCUUGAAAAGCUUACGUCUAGAAAUUAUGUUAGUUGCGACCAGCUUACUAGUGCCAGCACUUCGAAAACGACCUCUCCCGAGAAGUCACUACACAGCUUGCUGGAACGACUUGCGGAGAGCAGUGAGCACAUACCGCAAGGGUCUCAGGAGUUGGACAAGCACUCUCGCAGAUGCCGCAGCUGCGAAGGCAUUUUAGAAGCUGAUGAAAGCGAGCACGCACCCUUAGAUGCCGCCACCCAGACCAAGAGGAAGAAAAAUUUCAUGGACAGAUGUGUGAAUAAAGUAAGACUUUGUUGAACGAUGGUGAAGACUGUUCGGAAGUGCCUGCAGGGUGUGUUAGGAACCCGACUACCUAAUUGGACUUUUUUUUAUUGCAUAUUCUGUGAAUCUUAUUGUAAAGUACAAAAGUGUGCACCAUUGUGUAAAUAUAAGAGUAGGUAUGUUUACAAUUUUAUUUUUAAAAACGAAAUACGUAUUGUGGAGUUAUUACACAAUAACAAUUGAAUAUUUACAAAAUGUAAUCUCAAUGAGUACAUGUGAAAGUUUUAGCGAUGGAUAAAGAGACAAGUAGUCGCCACCCUGUCAUGUUUCAAGAACAUAGCAUUGAGGUGGUGACGCGCUGAAUAAGCAUUUUUGCUAUUCGUUGUAGUAUGGCAAAUUGCUUUGUAUUUCAUACUUUUGCAAUAAUUAUUAUGAAAUUAUUUAUCUCUCUACUUCUUCACUCUCUAUCUGAAUAUAUUAUGGAAAAAAUAUUGUAUGUAGUUAGGUACCCAUUUAAAUUCUUGAUUACUAUCUUGCCAAUGAAUUAUGUAUUUUAGAAAAACAAACAAGUUGCAUUGUGAUACCCUAGAUCUUUUAGUUACAAUCAGUUCUAUUAUAGUGCUUUUUAGCUUUGAGACAAUGUUAUAUUUGUUGCUUUUACCGAAUUUAUUAUUUCAAGCAGAUUUUACGUUGAAAAUUUAUAUGUACAAAAUAAUUGUCUAGAAUGUAUUUAAUUAUAAAAUUAAGUAGUCAUUCAUAGGUAUGUGUUAACCAUAGAAUAAAAUCUUUAUCCUGAUAAAAUGUAUUUAAGAACUGGCUAACCCUGAAUAAAUGUUUAGAAAAA